GAUCAGAUCGAUACAAGCGAUGCAUAAGCGAGGAAGAAAGUGAAUCUGAAAAGUGUUUUGCGUUAAAUAAGUUUGUGAAUUAGUCAUGUUUUUAAUAAAGAAACCUCUGUUUAUUUUAUAGCCUUUGAUACUACAUACAUUAUUUCGUGAAUUAAUGGUACUUAGAUGACCUUCAUUACAUUAAAAUAUUGAAAAGGAAUUUUUUAUUAUGUUUAAUUAUGAUGUUUUUCUUUAGUUAUAACUUAUGAGUGUGGGUACGUUGCUUGAAAAUACAAAUAACGUGCAGUCUCUAAAGUUGAGAAUUUUAACUAUUGAUCAAUGUUUAUCAUAAGUAGGAACUAUUACUACGGCUAAUUUAUUUUCAGCUUUAGUUGAGUACCUGCGCUACAUAAUUUCCUUCUUCAUCAUCAGAAAUAGAACGUAAAGUUGAUGCAGAAUGUCGAAUGUUUAAAAAUACUUGGACUGAUGCUUUUUUUGUCAUAAAACAAAAUGAAAUCAUACUCUCCCUCAUAUGUUAUGAAAAAAUAUCGGUUUGCAAGGAAUACAAUAUAAAGCGCCAUUAUUCUACAAAUAUGGUGAAUGCAAAGAUCAAAUUCGAAUUAAUCGCGUACAUUCGUAAAAAAAGAUAUGACCGGUCAACAGCUAUGUUUAAAAUACCGAAAGAUUAUUCCGAAACGGCUACAAAUAUUAGUUUCAUGAUAGAAGAAGUUAUUGUCAAGCGAAGCAAGCCUCUAUCAGAUGGAGACUUUUGACCCCUGUUUUGCUCGAUCGCUCUUUCUAUAGCGUGAGUGUUGGAGCACCGGAGGUCAUAUCGUACAUGUUUCCUGAUCUCCUGAUUUUGAACACGUUUUCCUGACGAAG
Diatraea saccharalis (sugarcane borer) is the source of this 861-nucleotide messenger RNA. The record is from the annotation of a GenBank genome assembly. NCBI's taxonomy places the organism in Eukaryota, Metazoa, Arthropoda, Insecta, Lepidoptera, Crambidae.